This is a messenger RNA of Alosa alosa (allis shad), 2370 nucleotides long. RefSeq names its product solute carrier family 7 member 11 (gene slc7a11). The transcript has 12 exons. Gene Ontology annotation, cellular component: membrane. Gene Ontology annotation, molecular function: L-amino acid transmembrane transporter activity. Gene Ontology annotation, biological process: amino acid transmembrane transport. The coding region runs from base 655 to 2133 and encodes 492 amino acids. Lineage: Eukaryota; Metazoa; Chordata; Actinopteri; Clupeiformes; Clupeidae. The record is from RefSeq and is a predicted model, not a curated record.
AGCGGGGAGAGAGGGGAGAAUGAAAGGCAGAAUGAAAGAGAGAGAGGGAAGAGGAGGAUGAAAGGCAGAAUGAAAGAGCAAGCGAGAGAGAUAGAGAGAGUAGAGAAAAAAGUGAGACACAGGGAGGAACAAGUGGGAGGAGGUCUGAGGCUGAUUGUUCACUCAGACUGACCAUGGUGCAGCAGAAGUUUGCUUAGUUUCUGUUUCUCUCCUCUCUCUCUCUCUCUCAUCCCCCUCUCUCUCACCCCUCUCUCUUUAUCUCUCACUCACUCUCUCACUCACUGUUUAUUUGGCAGGGGAGAGGCUGGCAAAAAGGGGCAGGAUUCACAUGCCACAUGUUUGCCGACAGUGAACAGAGCAGGACUGAGCCACUUUUGUGAGAGUGUACUGCUGUGUGAGUGUGCUUGUGGUUCUCUCGAUUUGUGUGUGUAUGUGUGUGUGUUUCUGUGUAUGUGUAUGGAUAGAAGUUGAGGUGACAAAAACGUAGUUUGGAAGUUUUGCAGACUUAUCAGCCUGUAGUUUGUGUGUGUGUGUGUGUGUGUCUGUGUGUGUGUGUGUGUGUGUGUGUGGCGUGUGCGUGUGUGUGUGUGAGAGAGUGAGUGUGUGUGUGUGUGUGUGUGUGUGAAAGAGAGAGAGAGAGAGUGUGUGUGUAAAAUGUCCAGACGGGUUGGUUCCUCCUCUGGGGCAGAAGUUGCUCUGAAUGGGGGCAAUAAGGAUGUCUCACCUCCAAAGCCCCCCGAGGGCAAGGUGGAACUUCACAAGAAGGUGACCCUGCUCCGGGGAAUCUCCAUAAUCAUUGGGACCAUCAUCGGAGCAGGAAUUUUCAUCUCCCCCAAGGGGAUACUGAAACACUCCGGAAGUGUGGGAAUGUCGCUGGUGGUAUGGAUUGCAUGCGGAGUGCUGUCUUUGUUUGGAGCGCUCUCUUAUGCAGAGCUGGGCACCUGCAUCAAGAAGUCUGGGGGCCACUACAUAUACAUUCUGGAGACGUUCGGCCCUCUCAUGGCGUUCGUCCGCCUCUGGGCUGACCUGAUUGCAAUAAGGCCUGCAGGGUUGGCAGUCAUUUCGUUGGCAUUUGGUCAGUACAUUCUAGAGCCUAUCUUCACUCCCUGUGGGGUUCCAGAGAUUGCAAUCAAACUGGCCACUUCCAUCGGCAUAACAACUGUGAUGUACAUCAAUUCUAUGAGCGUAAGCUUGACGGCCAGGAUACAGAUCUUCCUGACAGGCUGUAAGCUCUUAGCAAUGGCCAUCAUCAUCGUCCCAGGAUUUUAUCAGCUCUUCAAAGGAGAGACGCAGAACUUUGAAAACGCCUUUCAGCUGGAGAAUGUCCAGUUGACCGGCCUUCCGCUGGCCUUCUACUCAGGGAUGUACGCCUAUGCUGGCUGGUUUUACUUGAAUUUUGUAACUGAGGAGGUGGAAAACCCAGAGAGGACAGUGCCACUAGCCAUCUGCAUCUCCAUGGCGAUAGUGACUUCAUGUUACGUGCUGACUAACGUGGCGUAUUUUGCGGUGAUGUCCGCCGAGGAGCUUUUGGCAUCGGAAGCGGUUGCCGUGACCUUUGCGGAGAGGCUGAUGGGAAAGUUCUCAGUUGCAGUUCCCAUAUUUGUUUCCCUGUCCUGCUUCGGAUCCAUGAACGGAUGUCUGUUUGCGUUUUCACGAAUGUUCUACGUAGCAUCUCGCGAGGGCCAUCUGCCAGAGUUCCUGUCCAUGAUUCAUAUUCGCAGACACACACCCCUGCCUGCGGUCAUCAUUUUGUAUCCCGUGACGCUGCUGAUCCUGUGGUCAGGUGACAUGUACAGCCUGCUGAACUUCAUGAGCUUCCUGCGCUGGCUCUUCAUCGGCGUGGCCGUGCUCGGGCUCAUCUACCUGCGCUACACGCGACCGGACAUGCCACGGCCAUUCAAGGUGCCACUGUUCAUCCCUGCAGUUUUCUCCUUGACCUGUUUCUUCAUGGUGUUCCUGUCUCUGUACUCCGACCCUGUGAACACAGGCAUAGGCUUUGCCAUCUCUCUCACAGGAAUCCCUGCAUACUACAUCUUCAUUGUCGCCAACAAACCAAAAUGGGUGCUCAGGCUCUUAGAUUCUAUGAACAGAUCACUACAGAUCAUCCUUGAAGUGGUACCAGCAGAUAACUAAUGGUUCUUACUCUUAUUGCUUCCUUUGUGUGUGUGUGUGUGUGUGUGUGUGUGUGUGUGUGUGUGUGUGUGUGUGUCUGCUUGUGUGAGUGUGUGUGUGUGUGUGUCUCUAUAUUUCAGACAAAGGGAAGAUAUAAUUUGUACUGUAUCUGAGCUACAUAUUGUUUGUGUGUGUGUGUGUGUGUGUGUGCGCGUGUGUGUGUGUGUGUGCACGUGAGUCUGACUGUGAAUCUCAACA